Messenger RNA from Saccostrea cuccullata (small rock oyster), 3156 nucleotides. RefSeq names its product coiled-coil domain-containing protein 39-like. Gene Ontology annotation, cellular component: axoneme. The transcript has 21 exons. The record is from RefSeq and is a predicted model, not a curated record. NCBI's taxonomy places the organism in Eukaryota, Metazoa, Mollusca, Bivalvia, Ostreida, Ostreidae. The coding region runs from base 85 to 2913 and encodes 942 amino acids. Gene Ontology annotation, biological process: epithelial cilium movement involved in determination of left/right asymmetry; inner dynein arm assembly; cilium-dependent cell motility.
UAUCCAAAGCAAUACACAACAUUCUUCGGGCGACAAGUUUUAAUGGUAUCUUUUUGAAGGAAUAAACUUGAUAGCAGCACCAAAAUGAGUCGAGGGACAAAUAGCAUUUUAAGUGAAAUAGAAUGGGAUGAAGGUUUAAGUAUGCCUGUGGCAAAUGCCGAGAACAAGGCGCUCGAAGAUCAGAUACAAGAUAAGCAAAAGAAGGUCGUAGGUGCUACAAAUGAACUGGAAGAGUUUGAUGACCGUAUACAUGCUAUGUAUGAACAUCUCAAAAAUGUUCGACAAGAACUCCAACACACACAGGGCCUUACCAGUGCACGUAAAAAAGAAAUUGAGACAGAGAACCACAUGUUGAUGAUAGCUGAGAGAGAAGAAGGGCGUUUGAAGCAGGAGGUCAGGAAACUGGAAAAAGAACUUGAAGAAUUAAAGGAGAAAAAGAAUGUAUUUGAGAAUAAUAUUUUCAAGCAAACCCAGAAGUUAGAGGAGAUGAAAUCCCAGAUGAAUUGGGACCAACAGGCUCUGGAGGCGUGGUUAGAGGAAUCGGCCAGGAAAGACGAGGAUUCCAUGACCAUUCAGAAAUACACACGUCAAGAUGAGAGCAAAAUCAAGGAAUUAUCCCUAAGAAUGGAGAGGCUGACUGAUGAAUCCAAGCAGAAGAAGCAUGUCCUUGAGCAUGAGACAACAGAAACUCUAACAGCUCAGAUAGAACUGGACAAAACUGCAGAGGACUUCAGGAAAGCUCAUCAAGAGCGUCAAAACCUGAUUGAACAGUGGGAACAUACUAUUGAACAAAUGCAGCGCCGUGACAAAGAAAUGGAUCUCCUUGCAGCGAAAUUGGCAAGAGUAAAAGCAGAAGUAAGAAAGAGAGAAGAAAGUAUAAAAGAAAAACAGCAGUUCUUAGAAAAUGAAAUAGAAAACAAUAAAGAACAAGAAAAGAAGAUUUCCUUGGCUGAGAGGUUGUCAGCAAAGUUCAGAAUUGACUACCAGGAGGCAGAGACUCAGAGAGUUCAGUUCCAGGAUGAGUUGGAUGCGUUGAAGCGUACUGUCGAUCGCACUGCCACUGAUCUUGAAGUCACAAGGUCACAGGUCUCCCAGCUGAAAAAAGAUGUUCAAGAGAAAACAAACAAACUGCAGAUGGCAAAAGAUUUGAGAGAAACAUUAGUAGAAAAGUUAAAAAUAGCAACAGAAUCCACGCUGAGCGCAGAGGAGCGAGCGGCUCGCAUGGAUGAAAUGUUGGAGGAGGAAGAAAAAGUUCAGAGGGAGUAUGAUCAGAAACUGAAAGCAUUAAGGGAUCUUCAGUUCCGUAAAACUCAGGAACUUCACGAAUGUAAAGUGACAGAGAGGAACACAGAGGCUGAAAUCCAGGGAAGUCAAGCUGCUAUUCGUAAUCUGAACAGCAAAAUAUCCAAAGUGGACACCGAUGCCCUUAAACAGCAGGAAAUCAUAUACAACCAGGACUUUGCAGUUCAACAAUUGGAGAGAAGAAUCAACAGAAUGCAAGGAGAAAGAAGCAACGAGGAAAAAGUUGCCCUGGAGGCCAAAAUUAAGGACCUGAAUGACGAUUUAGAACAGAGAAAUAACACGCACACACUGCUGACACUGCAGCUCAAAAGACUGCAGGAUGACAUCCGCCGUGUGAAGAGAGACUUGGAGAAGUCAGGAGCUGAGAAGUGUGAUCUGACCAGUAAAAUAGAGGAGAUAAAUCUGUACAAUGACAGCUCAGAGAAGGAACUGAGGAAGAUCAUCAGAAACAAACAGGAUAUGAUGGUUGAUCAGAAUAUCCUUAAGCUGGAAAUCAAGAGACUGAGAGAAAUGCUGAACUCCAAGGCAGAUGAAGUGUUUAAUCUGGAGAAGAGAAGGCUCCAGCUGGAGACGGCCAUGAAAGAAAGGCGACAGGAGAUAGGUAUACACAAGGAGAUGUUGGACGCUCAGUUCCGAGCAGCUGCAGCCGAAAGGCAGCAGAUCAGUGCCGAAUUACACGAACGAAUCUCAAAGAUUGAAAAAUUAAGAAGCAGGUAUGAAAUCCUGAUGGUAUCCAUGGCACCACCAGAGGGAGAGGAGGAGAGAUCUCAGGCCUAUUAUGUCAUCAAGGCUGCCCAAGAGAAGGAGGAGCUACAGAGACAGGGAGAUGAUCUGGACGCCAAGAUCAGGAAGGCUGAGAAGGAAAUCCGAGCCCUGGAAAACACCCUUAAACUGAUGAACAACCGUAAUGAGACGUACAGAAAAAGCUUCAAUAAAGUCACAGAGUCCAGUGAUGAAAUGGAGGAGAAAGCUCAGCUGGAGGAGCAGAUGAGGGCCGUAAUGGAUAAAUUUAAAUACAAGAGACGUCAGAUCCGCGAACUACAGGAGGACCUACAGACAAUGAGUAACACGCUGGACAACCUCAACAGGGACGAACAGGCCUAUGAGGAAAUGAUCGAGGAAAAAGAGAAUAAGAGGUUGCAGUUGAACAAGGAGCUUGAUGACCAGAGAUCUAAGCUGGAAAGAGUUGCCAAGCAGAAUUCAAAGUAUGCCCGAGAACUUAGAUCAGCCAAGAAAUCAAAAGGAGAGACAAAUGAAGAGAAAGAUUUUGAUGUCCGUGAAUUGCGAGAGUUUAACAGACAGGCAAUGCAACAGAUAGGAGAUGUCAUACAAAAGCACCCUGACAUAAGUGAAGCUGUCAACAUGUAUUUCUCCCAGGCCAACCUACCUCCCCCGACCCCCAGUGGCCGUCAGCCAGGAAGUGCCCGUAGUAGUCUAGGGUCAGUGCGCAGUGGCUCCAGCAUCAAAUCUCCCAGUGGUAGUGGACGACCCACACCUGUACAGAUUGGAGCAGACUUCGGAGCGGUUCGCUCCCCUGCUAGUUCACGUAGUUCCAGUUCCAUGGGAAGUGUGAGGAGUUCCGGAAGCCGAGCCGGAACAGGUCGACGAUAAAGAACACUGCCGUCCCUAACAGAAGUCCGUCCAGGAUGUCAUAGUGACUGUGAUAUAUUAACUAAUGGAAAUAAUUCAAAAUACUUGAUAACUGAGUGGUUUCACCGAUGUUGAUGAUGGAAAUGUGUGAAAGUUGGUGAGGUAGAGAGAACAAGAGAACUACUGUUUUUUAUUGAAUUUUUCUGUUGUACAUUUAAAUUUGCUGGUAAAUUAAUUCUUAAUAAAUGUUUAUGUACACAUGUA